CUGACCACAUCAAACGGGUUAUUGAGACAUGGACUGUAAAACAAACUAGGCUGUCUCCUUUUUUCCAGCUUUUAUGCUUUCCCAUAUCAUCACAAAAGAAUAUCCCACAUAUCAACCGGUUCUGUAGGUCGUUGGAAGCUAUGGCUGCUUUGAACAAGGCAAUGUUUUCCUGCAUCUCUUGGAGGAUAAUUGUGGUCCUUGCACUUGUUUCUAUUGGCCAUGAUGUCUCUGCCCAAUUUCCUCGCCAGUGCGUCACCCCUGAAGUUUUGGCGAGUGGGGAGUGCUGUCCGGGUCUUUUCCCUGAUCAGUCUCCAGACCCAAAUGACCAGUGUGGUGCUACAGUGGGUCGUGGUAUUUGUGUGCCAGUUAUAGUGGACACCAGACCUCAUGGACCCCAGUAUCAGCUCGAUGGGCUAGAUGACCGAGAGCAAUGGCCAACACGUUUCUUCAAUAGAACUUGUAGGUGCGUGGGACGAUUUGAUGGCUACAACUGUGGCAGCUGCAAGCCUGGGUGGACAGGUGAUAAAUGUGACCAGGCAGUAGUAGCAAUCAGGAGAAACAUCUUAGAUCUGCGCAAAGAGGAGAGGAAGAAGUUUGUAGAUGCCUUGGACCUUGCAAAGAGGACAAUCCAUCCAGACUAUGUCAUAGCCACAAGGCGCUAUGUAGAGCUUAUAGAUCCAACCCGAAACACCACAAACUUUGAAAAUAUAUCGAUCUAUGACUUCUUUGUCUGGACCCACUAUUACUCUGUCAGUAAGACUUUUCUUGGCCCUGGCCAAGGAAGUGCGGGUGGUAUAGAUUUCUCUCAUGAGGGUCCAGCGUUCCUUACCUGGCACAGGUACCACUUGAUGCAACUGGAAAGGGACCUCCAGAAACUACUUCGUGAUCCCUCCUUUGCUCUUCCAUAUUGGAACUUUGCUAUUGGUGGAAAUGAGUGUGACAUCUGCACAGACGACCUUGUGGGUGCCAGAAGUAAUUUUGAUUCUAAUUUGAUCAGUCCAAAUUCUGUGUUUUCUCGUUGGCAAGUUGUGUGCGAAUAUGUGGAAGACUAUGAAUCCUUGGGAACGAUCUGCAACAAUACAGCUGGCAGUCCGAUCAGGCGAAAUCCUGCUGGAAAUACUGCCAGGCCAAUGGUACAACGGCUUCCUGAGAUACAAGAUGUUGUACUCUGCUUAGAAGUGAAUCUGUUUGAUACGCCACCGUAUUUCUCCAACUCCACUGACAGCUUCAGGAAUACUAUUGAAGGAUACAGUGAACCAUCUGGGAAGUAUGACCCCUCUGUGAGAAGCCUCCAUAAUUUAGCCCAUCUGUUUCUAAAUGGAACUGGAGGGCAGACUCAUCUGUCUCCAAAUGAUCCAAUCUUCAUUCUUCUGCAUACCUAUACUGAUGCCAUAUUUGAUGAAUGGCUUAGAAGGCAUGAUACAGAUCCAGCCCAAUACCCAAUUGAGAAUGCCCCUAUUGGCCACAACAGGCAAUACAACAUGGUCCCAUUCUGGCCUCCAGUGACUAAUAGUGAAAUGUUUGUAACUGCACCACAAAACUUGGGCUACUCAUACCAAGUCCAGUGGCCAAGUCGUUCAUUCACCACUACAGAGAUAAUAACUGUUGCUGUUAUAGCUGCUUUAAUCCUUGUAGCUGUAGUUUUUGCUGGUGUUUCUUGUGCUGUACGCCGCAGAAGAAGUAAGAAUGAGGUACUCCAGCCACUGCUUGGUGAACAAUACCCACGUUACGCUGAAGAUAAUAAAGAGAACACUCAAUCAGUGUGAAUAUACUGAACUGACUUACAAUAAAUGACUGUGUUCUAAUGAAGAUUAAUGUUUUUAUUUAGUAUUAUGUUGGAAACUUCAUCACCUAUCUUACUAUGUAAUAUGGCUACUGUAGAAUAUUUGACAACUCAAUGUUCAACCGACUGCAGGACACCAAAAUUGUCUUGUGUACUAGAAUAGGGCUCUAACAUUAAACAUGUUGUGAAAAAGC
This is a messenger RNA of Spea bombifrons (plains spadefoot toad), 1977 nucleotides long. It is a transcript of the gene TYRP1, whose product is annotated as tyrosinase related protein 1. The transcript is spliced from 8 exons. The record is from RefSeq and is a predicted model, not a curated record. The coding region runs from base 141 to 1766 and encodes 541 amino acids. Gene Ontology annotation, molecular function: oxidoreductase activity. Lineage: Eukaryota; Metazoa; Chordata; Amphibia; Anura; Pelobatidae. Gene Ontology annotation, cellular component: melanosome. Gene Ontology annotation, biological process: melanocyte differentiation; melanosome organization.